AUCAAAAGAUUUUACGUUUUUAUACUCGAACCCAGUCAAUGCUCCCAUGUCCAUUCAGCAUUUAAGAUCUUCCACCUACUAAGCAAGCUCUAAGUUCUUAACUCCCCCAAAGCACUACCAAGGGCCGCCCUCCCCGCCCAAGGAUAACAUCAUCAACCCAGGUCUCUAAUGAUGUCAUCUCCGGGCCUGUUCUGCUUCAUCCUCCGGAAACCUACAACUCCAGGCACCCGGUCUCCAGCCUUCGGUUAUUUUUUUCUCUCCAUAGCCCGAAUUCCUUCUUUCCCAUUCUCCCACCUAAAACUUUCGGCUCUUCCCGCCUUCCCUCAAGGAACUAUGGAGGCCGCGCCCGGGACCCCCCCGCCGCCGCCAUCAGAGUCGCUGCCGCCGCCAUCGCCACCACCGCCAUCAACGCCUUCGCCUCCUCCGUGUUCCCCCGACGCCUGCCUGGCCACCCCGCACCUCCUCCACCACCGUCUCCCGCUCCCUGACGACAGGGAAGAUGGGGAGUUGGAAGAAGGCGAACUGGAGGAUGAUGGGGCCGAGGAGACCCAGGACGCCUCCGGAGGCCCCGAGAGGAGCCGGAAGGAGAAGGGGGAGAAGCACCACAGCGACUCAGAUGAGGAGAAGUCUCACCGGAGGCUGAAGCGGAAACGCAAGAAAGAGCGGGAGAAGGAGAAGAGGAGAUCCAAGAAAAGGAGGAAAUCCAAGCACAAACGCCAUGCUUCUUCCAGCGAUGACUUCUCUGACUUCUCAGAUGACUCGGAUUUCAGCCCCAGUGAGAAGGGGCACCGCAAGUACAGAGAGUACAGCCCCCCCUACGCGCCGUCCCACCAGCAGUAUCCCCCGUCGCACACCACGCCCCUGCCCAAGAAGGCCUACUCCAAGAUGGACAGCAAGGGCUACGGCAUGUACGAAGACUAUGAGAACGAGCAGUACGGGGAGUACGAGGGUGAGGAGGAGGAGGACAUGGGCAAGGACGACUACGAUGACUUCACCAAAGAGCUGAACCAGUACCGGCGGGCCAAGGAGGGCAGCAGCCGGGGCCGAGGCAACCGAGGCCGUGGCAGGGGCUACCGAGGCCGUGGCAGCCGUGGAGGGUCUCGAGGCCGAGGCAUGGGCAGGGGUAGCCGAGGCAGAGGCAGAGGCUCCAUGGGAGGAGACCACCCAGAGGACGAAGAGGACUUCUAUGAAGAGGACAUGGAAUACGGAGAAAGCGAGGAGCCGAUGGGAGAUGAGGACUAUGACGACUAUUCCAAGGAGCUGAACCAGUACCGCCGGUCCAAGGAUGGCCGAGGACGAGGGCUAAGUCGAGGCCGUGGCCGGGGUUCCCGAGGUCGAGGGAAAGGGAUGGGCCGGGGCCGGGGUCGAGGUGGCAGCCGAGGAGGGAUGAACAAGGGUGGAAUGAAUGAUGACGAAGACUUCUACGACGACGACAUGGGGGACGGCGGCGGAAGCUACCGGAGGGGUGACCAUGACAAGCCCCACCAGCAGUCUGACAAGAAAGGCAAAGUCAUCUGCAAAUACUUCGUGGAAGGGCGGUGCACAUGGGGAGACCACUGUAAUUUUAGCCACGACAUCGAGCUACCAAAGAAGCGAGAACUGUGCAAGUUUUACAUCACCGGAUUUUGUGCCAGAGCCGAGAACUGCCCCUAUAUGCAUGGUGAUUUUCCGUGUAAGUUGUACCACACGACCGGGAACUGCAUCAACGGCGAUGACUGCAUGUUCUCUCACGACCCCCUGACCGAGGAGACCAGAGAGCUCUUGGACAAGAUGUUGGCUGAUGACGCAGAGGCAGGCGCUGAGGAUGAGAAGGAAGUUGAGGAGCUGAAGAAGCAGGGCAUCAACCCCCUGCCCAAACCACCCCCUGGCGUGGGCCUCCUGCCCACCCCGCCCCGCCCACCUGGCCCCCCGGCCCCGACCUCUCCGAAUGGCCGGCCCAUGCAGGGUGGCCCCCCGCCCCCACCCCCGCCCCCCCCUCCGCCCCCCGGCCCCCCUCAGCUGCCCAUGCCCGUGCACGAGCCGCUGUCCCCACAACAGCUGCAGCAGCAGCAGGACAUGUACAACAAGAAGAUCCCUUCCUUGUUUGAGAUCGUGGUGCGGCCCACAGGACAGCUGGCUGAGAAACUGGGUGUGAGGUUCCCUGGACCCGGAGGACCCCCAGGGCCGAUGGGCCCGGGGCCCAACAUGGGACCCCCGGGGCCGAUGGGGGCCCCGAUGCAUCCUGACAUGCAUCCCGACAUGCAUCCCGACAUGCACCCGGACAUGCAUCCGGACAUGCACCCCGACAUGCCAAUGGGCCCUGGCAUGAAUCCUGGCCCGCCCAUGGGCCCUGGCGGCCCUCCAAUGAUGCCCUAUGGUCCUGGAGACUCCCCACACUCUGGAAUGAUGCCUCCCAUCCCACCAGCCCAGAACUUCUAUGAAAACUUUUACCAGCAGCAAGAGGGCAUGGAGAUGGAGCCAGGACUCAUUGGGGACACAGAGGACUACGGGCGCUACGAAGAGCUGCCGGGGGAGCCUGGGGAGCACCUCUUCCCCGAGCGCCCUCUGGAGCCUGACAGCUUCCCCGAGGGAGGGCCCCCAGGCCGGCCGAAGCCGGGCGCCGGGGUCCCCGACUUCCUGCCCUCGGCCCAGAGGGCCCUGUACCUGAGGAUCCAGCAGAAGCAGCAGGAGGAGGAGGAGAGAGCGAGGAGGCUGGCUGAGAGCAGCAAGCAGGACCGGGAGAAUGAGGAAGGUGACACUGGAAACUGGUACUCAAGUGAUGAGGAUGAGGGUGGGAGCAGCGUCACCUCCAUCCUGAAGACCCUGAGGCAGCAGACGUCUAGCCGACCCCAGGCUUCCGUCGGGGAGCUGAGCAGCAGUGGGCUGGGGGACCCCCGCCUCCAGAAGGGACACCCCACGGGAGGGCGGCUGGCUGACCCCCGCCUCAGCCGGGACCCCAGACUUACCCGCCACGCCGAGGCUUCCAGCAGUUCAGGCCCAGGUGACACAGGACCCUCUGACCCUCGACUGGCUCGCUCCCUGUCCACCCCCAAGCCCGAAGGCGGCCUUCAUUCCAGCCCCGCAGGCCCCAGUGGCUCCAAGGGGUCUGGGCCACCCCCUGCAGAAGAGGAGGAAGGGGAACGGGCCCUUCGGGAGAAGGCUGUAAACAUUCCCCUGGACCCCCUCCCUGGGCACCCACUGCGGGACCCGCGAUCGCAGCUGCAGCAGUUCAGCCACAUCAAGAAGGACGUGACCCUGAGCAAGCCGAGCUUUGCGCGCACCGUGCUCUGGAACCCUGAGGACCUGAUCCCCCUGCCCGUCCCCAAGCAGGAUGCAGUGCCCCCCGUGCCCGCGGCCCUGCAGUCCAUGCCUGCCCUGGAUCCCAGGCUGCACCGCUCCACCGCCUCGGGCCCCCCCAACCCCCGGCAGCGCCCAGGCGCCUCUACAGAUCCCGGCACAUGUGGCUCCAACCUGCCUGACUUUGAGCUCCUCUCUCGCAUCCUCAAGACUGUCAAUGCCACUGGCCCCUCGGCGGCCCCUGGCCCCGGUGACAAGCCCAGUGACCCCCGAGUGCGGAAGACACCCACCGACCCCCGGCUGCAGAAACCAGCAGACUCUGUUGCCUCCUCCCGGGCGGCCAAGCCUGGCCCCACCGAAGCGCUCUCUCCAGCUGCCAGCCCCAGCGGGGAGUCCUCCCCGCCAGCCACCGCCCCCUAUGACCCCCGCGUGCUGGCAGCCGGCGGCCUGGGCCAGGGCAGCGGGAGUGGGCAGAGCAGCGUGCUGAGCGGCAUCAGCCUCUACGACCCCAGGACUCCCAACACGGGUGGCAAAGCUGCAGAGCCGGCUGCUGAUGCAGGCACCCAGCCCAAGGGCCCUGAGAGCAAUGGCAAGAGCUCCGCCACCAAGGCCAAGGAGCCCCCGUUUGUCCGCAAGUCCGCCCUGGAACAGCCUGAAUCGGGGAAGUCCGGGGCAGAUGGGGCCGCGGCCACGGCCACAGACAGGUACAACAGUUACAACCGGCCUCGGCCCAAGGCCGCUGCGGCCCCAGCCGCCGCCACGGGCGCCCCGCCAGCAGAGGGCGCCCCGCCCCAGCCCGGCGUGCACAACCUCCCGGUGCCCACCCUCUUCGGGACCGUGAAACAGGCACCCAAGACGGGCUCCGGAAGCCCAUUUGCUGGCAACAGCCCGGCCCAAGAGGGUGAGCAGGACGCUGGGUCCCUGAAAGAUGUUUUUAAAGGCUUUGACCCCACUGCCUCCCCCUUUUGCCAGUAGUGUUAAGCCGGAGUUGAGCGCUCCCUGCACCCCACCCUUCCCAGGGCAAUAUUUAAGGGCAGCAACCAGAGUUGGGGACUUGGGGGGAGGGGGGAGGGGGUCUGGGUGUUCUUUCUUUUUUCCUAUUCUUU
Messenger RNA from Kogia breviceps (pygmy sperm whale), 4382 nucleotides. The record is from RefSeq and is a predicted model, not a curated record. NCBI's taxonomy places the organism in Eukaryota, Metazoa, Chordata, Mammalia, Artiodactyla, Physeteridae.